This is a messenger RNA of Halichondria panicea, 4106 nucleotides long. RefSeq names its product receptor-type tyrosine-protein phosphatase delta-like. Gene Ontology annotation, biological process: cell-cell adhesion. The record is from RefSeq and is a predicted model, not a curated record. NCBI's taxonomy places the organism in Eukaryota, Metazoa, Porifera, Demospongiae, Suberitida, Halichondriidae. The transcript is spliced from 14 exons. Gene Ontology annotation, cellular component: membrane. Bases 334 to 3789 code for a protein of 1151 amino acids. Gene Ontology annotation, molecular function: protein binding.
UUACAGUUAUGGAUGUUCUCUUUUGAAGUUGCUGUCAUGAGCUGUACUGAGUGCCCGUCACCUUUAACAUAUCUGCAUCAUAGGGCAUUCUAUUGUGGUGGACCCAGCUCCAGAGAGGGGAGAGAGUGGACAUGUUGUCUGAAUGAUGUCUGGUGCACUCCAUGUGAGAUGCCUGGCCAGGGGGGGAAUUCAUUGAAGAGACUCAAGUGGUGGUGUGUCGAGAGCUGGAGUUUUUUCAGCAAGGAGGUAUGUUGGCAUAACAAUCUUGUGGUUGAAUUGAUGCAUCCGUAACAUGCUAGUAUAUUGAGAGUAAACAACCGAUUUAUCGAACACAUGCUAUUUAACAAGCUGAUAGUGUCUAGGUAUAGACUAGGUAAGGCUCUAUUCAAGUCUAAACUCACGGCCAACAAAAAGCUUCCUUGGCACACUGUUGCAUCUCUGCUACUAAUCAAGCUGGUGAAGGAAAUUACACUUGUGCAUGGAUGCAGGACAGAACAAGAGCAAACAACACAAGCUGGUAGCAACCUGGGGACAGGUGUGUUUGGUGGAGCACUAGUAGCAUUGUUGCUACUUCUGUGUAUUGUGAUAACAUGCAUUUCCUGUUGUUGUUACAAGAGAAGAAUGAACAAACAAGUGACUCUUCAAGGUCAACAAAGAAGCUGCAAAGGGUGUACGACAAAUGACGUCAGAUUACAAUACACCGUGACUGGGAGGGUAGAGGUGUGCCGUGGAGGGAGAUGGUACAGUGUUUGUACGCCCUCAAAUUUUCUGGCUAAUGUUGUAUGCAGACAAUUGGAUUACUGUGAUGACAGAAGUACCACGUCUACUUCGUACAGUUCUAACUAUUACAAGGAAGUUGACUGUGCUGGACACGAGAGUGAUCUGAGUUCUUGCAGUAUUACGACUCCUCCCACUGGUUCAUGCUCACAAGCUGUUGUUGUUGACUGCCAAAAUUUUAAUACUCCAAAUUAUCCAACAAGCCCUUCAAUAAGUAUUCGCAGUUCCACCUCAAUUAGACUCAGAUGGUAUCGUCCCAGUACAAGUAACUGCAGAAGUAUCGAUGGUUAUAGAGUCACUUGUACAGCUCCUGGGUGUUCCAGUUUGAGUGUAGAGUCAACAACACAAACCACUCAUAUCUUUUAUUCUGCUUAUGUAACUAGCUGCAACUAUCGAUGCUGCAUCCGAAGCUACAACAAUGCUGAAAGUAGCUCUUCAACAUGCCCCUCUUUGCCUGUUCCAGGUACACCCAAUUCUGUGCAGGGAACGGUUCAGAGCCCACAGUCAGUCCGAAUAUCGUGGUCACGCCCAUCGACAAACUACCAGCAUAUCACUGGAUAUCGGGUAUCCUACAAUAACCAGGAAAUGCAAACUACAUUGACAAGUUUAACAAUCAAUGGCUUGACACUCACAACGUACACUUUCUAUGUGAGCGCUAACAGUGUGGCUGGUUGGAGUCAAAGCCGUUCCACCACUGUGACCAUAGCUCCCCCUAGUGCUCCACCACAACUGUCUGCAACAAAUCCGAACUCUACCUCAUUUAUUUUGAGGUGGGGUAGGCCUAGCAGCACGUACGGUCACCCAUACAGCUUCACUAUCAGAUGUGAUGAGACCUCCUACAGCACUGGACUACACUCGAUAGCAACAGACUUAAAUAUUUUGUCAUACACAGUUAGUUCUUUGCAGCCAAAUACUAUGUAUCGGUGUUGUGUGUCAGCUGUGAACAAUGCUGGGGAAAGCACCACUUGCGUUAAUAAGCGUACACUGGAAGGAGCUCCUUCUGGGUAUCCAGUAAAUCUCCAUCAUCGAGUACUUAACCCCACUGUCAUAAUGCUUUCCUGGACUGAACUUCCAUACCAGCAGAGGAAUGGAAUCAUUCGCCACUAUGAAGUGAGGGUGUGUCAGAUUGAACCAGUGGGACAGUGCGAGGAUCACCAAGCAACUGGAACAACCUUGGAGUUAUCCUUACAUCCACACUAUAGGUACAGCUGGACUGUGGCAGCCUACACUGUUGCUAGGGGUCCAUACAGCCAGUCACUACCACCCUUUCAAAUGCCAGAGGACACCCCUUCUGGGUCUCCUGCAAAUGUCCGUCAACGUGCACUUAACUCCACUGCUGUAUUGCUCUCCUGGAUUGAACCUCCCUACUACCAGAGGAAUGGAAUCAUUCGCCACUAUGAAGUGAGGGUGUGUCAGAUUGAACCAGAGGGACAGUGCGAGGAUCACAAAGCCAAAGCAAUCGGAACAAGCUUGGAGUUAUCCUUACACCCACACUAUAGGUACAGCUGGACUGUGGCAGCGUACACUGUUGCUAGGGGUCCAUACAGCCAGUCACUACCACCCUUCCAAAUGCCAGAGGACACCCCUUCUGGGUCUCCUGCAAAUGUCCGUCAACGUGCACUUAACUCCACUGCUGUAUUGCUCUCCUGGAUUGAACCUCCCUACUACCAGAGGAAUGGAAUCAUUCGCCACUAUGAAGUGAGGGUGUGUCAGAUUGAACCAGAGGGACAGUGCGAGGAUCACAAAGCCAAAGCAAUCGGAACAAGCUUGGAGUUAUCCUUACACCCACACUAUAGGUACAGCUGGACUGUGGCAGCGUACACUGUUGCUAGGGGUCCAUACAGCCAGUCACUACCACCCUUCCAAAUGCCAGAGGACAGACCAAGUGGCCCUCCACAGAAUGUACGGCAUGGAUCAUUGCGUGACUCCUCAGUGCAGCUGUUCUGGAGCCCACCUCCCCUUGAAGAUCAGAACGGGAUCAUUACCAGAUACAAUAUGUAUAUUCUGAAUGCUGACAAUAUUGUUAUCGCUAGAAUGCCAGAAGUGGGUGUCAUGACAACUAUAGAAUCUCUAGAAGAAUUCACUACUUUCUGGUUUCAGUUAUCGGCCGUGACAGCUGCUGGGGAAGGGCCCCACACUGUGUACGGACCUGUUACUACGGCAAUAGGUGUAAAGUACGGAAUAUUGAUAGGAUGUGGAGCAUUUGCGUUAGUGGUAGUGAUUUCAAAUGCUUUCUUGAUCGUAAUUUGUUUGUGUCGGAGAAAGAAAAGACAGAUAAAAGACAACGCAAAACACCACUCUGGUACUAAAAACGAGCAUCAGUCUACAAAUGAGCAGAAACUGAACACAACUGAACAAAAAGCAAAAACAAUUCCUUCCAUUCCCACGAGACGCUAUCUUGAAGAUGAUGACUUCAUGGUCGAGAAUUUUGAUGGUCAACCAGCCAUUCCCUCAAGAACCGCCAUCAUGGAUCAAGUCAGUGUAGGCUCACAAAGGAGCGAUGAUGAGCCUGCAGUCCCACCUCGAUCAUACCUGCUGGACAACGAAUUCGUACAAAGCCUCGAGGUGAGGAGGAAGGACGAACCAGACCUAGAGGACGAAGAAAAGAUCUACCAGCCGUUGAUUCCACCAAGACGUUACGAAGAGAGUUGCCAAGACAACUCCGAUGUUUAUCAAACUCUCACUUCAAAUAGAUCAAAAGGAGACUCUAGGGAAAUGCAUUUCAGACUAAAGAGAUACAAUUUGCGACUGAUUCUGAGAACCAUUACCAAGAGAGCAGAACAAAGUGUGUACGAGAUGGUGACAGUCGGUGCUAGCAAAGAUGGUGAGAAUAUUGAGACUGUCCCUAACAAUUCUGAAGGCCACUACCAGCCAUUGAUGAAGCGUGAAGAGCCUAGCGAUUAUCAGCCGAUAUCUACAUGCAUUAGUCGUGGACAGACUAGUUUUGUAAUGCAGUCAGAGAGUACCUCGGAGGAGGGCCACUAUCAAGCAUUGGAGAGCUCCAUUGGCUGAUCCUCAGCGGAAGAUCUCGUUGCUUGCUUCGAUGAACAUGGAGGGGUGAUGGAGGUGGCUGGUGGUUCCAGUGGAGAGAUAGUUGUGACUGGAGGAGAGAUGGUUGUGACUGGAGGAGAGACGGUGGUGGCUGGAGGAGAGACGUUGAUGACUGGAGAAGAGACGGUGGUGGCUGGUGGUUCUCUUGAAGAGGAGACUGGCUGUAGAUCAUCUAGAUUAUAUUAUAUUAGUCAAUAUAAUUAUUAUAGCAAUUAUAAUUAAUCUAUACAGUGUCUAUCAUUCAGUAUGCAGUGCCAUGAACUCUCCCUUACCUGAAA